AUGGGAGCACAGCUCACAUGUGGCUGCUGCGCGAAAGAGGGCAGCCUUAUCGACGAUCGCCAGGAUUCACGCAUGUUCUUCUGCAGGAAGCCAUGUGGCCUGGAUGAGCUAGAGACAGACUUCAGCUGCGAUCCAGCAGGCGCUUUCUUUGAAGACACGCUGCUCUCCGCAUGUCUCAGCGAAAUGGACAAGGUCAGCUUUAGCUUUGCAAGCUCAGCCAACUUGGCUGGCCUCAGGUGGUGUUUCGUCUAUGGUGCCAAUCCCACAGCCUGCGAUAGCAACGGGACGAGUCUUCUGCACGUCGCAGCCCGAGCUGGCAGCUACCAAAUCGUCAAGGACCUGGUCCUUCGCUCGACGGACGUGAAUGCUGUUGACUGUGCUGGGUGGACCCCACUGCAUGUCGCCAGCUGCAUGGGGCGCCAGGAUGUGUCUUUCUAUCUCCUGCAAGCGGGCGCGAAGUCCAGCAAGACAGCCAGGGGCCAGACACCCGAGGAUCUCUGCAGCCACCCUCACACCAAGGAGGUCGUUAUCGGCUUUGAGGAGCGCCGGCCCAAAGUGGCGCAGGUGGGGCUCCCAACCCGAAGCAUGCCAGCUUUCGACGCCAUGGGCUCGGGUGAUGAGCUGGGCGCCAGCUUGCACUUCGAGCCUUUUUUUGUUCCGCGGGAGCCGGUGCUGCAUGAGCCCCGGCAUCGGGAGGAUCUUCAGCAGCUGGGCGUAUCGAUCUUUAAUCGGAGUCCCGGUCACGGGAUCGCCUUCCUGGUUGCCAUCGGGAUCGUCCGGGAUUUCCCUGUGGAGAUCAACAACUUCCUUGUAAGGCUCAAUGCCGACAGGGAAAAAAUCGGGGACUACCUGAGUGAGGAGUAUCCGACAGCUCAGACGCUGCGCUUGGAGUUUUUGAAUUCCCUACCCCUUUUGGGGACCGGUGUUCUGACAGCACUACAGACAGUGUCACACGACCUCACGCUCCCACGCGAUUGGCUCAAGGUGGAUCGGCUUCUGCGAGGUGUGGCGCAUUUCUGGUGGAAGCAGCACGAGGAAGAGAUCAAUGAGCGCCGCAAUGAGGGUGGUGCAUCCUCUUUCCGUGAUGCCCCAGAUGAUUCAGGUGAGCUUUUCGGGCUCGAUCUCCAGCGGGCCUUGCUUGGCACUGAAGGCUUCCACAGGCUGCUGUUCUCGACGUUGAUGCUCUACAGGUGGCUGAGGAGCGGACACGAGAUGUCCAUCAACACCUGGGUGCAACUGAACGCCGGCAUCGAGGGGGCCGGAAAUGACUUUCCGUUUCAUGUUCAGAUGGCCAUCCACAAGGCCGUGGCUUCCAACGAGCUAAAGCUGCAAGCCGACCGGGCAGAGCGGCUCGCCAAGCCUCCCUUCCCAGCUCUGCGCGGCCGCGCCUUCGUGCGCUACAACGGCCGGCCGCAGACGGACGGUGAUCUGGCACACUGGCCUCAGGCAUCGCCGCACGUCCUGGCUGCCGAGGGAGGCGUCCUUGCUGCUGGAAGGAUGUCCCCGCAGCCGGCUUUUGUGCAAGCCUCACGAGCAAGGACGGCCCUCACUGCGUUUGCUCAGCCUUUUGAUGCUGGUGGGUCUGGAUCCACGGACGAAGAGGCGACAUGGCUUUGCUUGCAUCAGUGGCUGCUUCUGCUGGCCUCCAGCGAUGGUGCGGCCCCGUUUGCCUUUGUGUCUUUGAAGAAGGUUGCGCUUCUUCGGGCUGAUGCCCGGGUGCUGCAAGUCACCUUGGCGCGCAGGGUGGAGGGAGACUGGCCGUCGGUCGCCGUAGAUGACGACUGGCUGGAGCUGUGCCUUCUGCUCGGGGACGGGCGGUUUCAAGUCUUGGAGGCGCCCGAGCUGGUGAUGAGGUUUGAGGACGAAGCCGACUUCCAGAACUGGGCCGGAUACCUGCGAGAGCUCUGCUGCGAGGAUCCCGAGCGCCGCCGAGCUGCCCUCAAGGUUCCUUGGUAG
Molecule: messenger RNA, 1956 nt
Organism: Symbiodinium natans
Lineage: Eukaryota; Dinophyceae; Suessiales; Symbiodiniaceae
Source: the annotation of a GenBank genome assembly